UGACGGGCGACUGUAGAUAGGUACGGUAGGUUCCUAGGAAAGAGAUGUUGUAAACACCCAACACUACUACAAUCACACAAAUACAAGAUCAAAACUUCUUCACAAUACACAAAGAAAUUGCAACCCACACCAAAAGCUCACAAUGUCACCAGGAGCAAUCUCGCCGCUUAGUAAAGUCAAAGCCCUCACUUUUGACGUCUUUGGGACCGUCGUCAACUGGCGCUCAUCUGUAACCGAUGAACUCACGCUUCGAGCUUAUCGCAAGACUUCCUCCGGCCUGAACCAAGAUGUCAAAGCUCGUGUUCAGAAGCUCACCGAAGAGGACUGGGGCCGCUUCGCGCAGGAGUGGAGGAACUCAUACGGGAAGUUCACAAGAGGCUUUGACCCGGAAAAGCACACUUGGAAGACCAUUGAUCAGCAUCACCACGACAGUCUAGUCGAGCUUCUCAAGGCAUGGGAUCUAGCUGACUUAUACAGCCCGACUGAGAUUGAAUCCCUGAGUCUCGUCUGGCAUCGCUUGACACCUUGGGAUGACUCCUCAGACGGUAUUCAUGAGCUUGGGAAAACAUACAAAACCAGCACCUUGUCCAAUGGCAAUGUCUCGCUACUCAGAGACCUGAACGAUUUUGGAAACCUAGGCUUUCAGGUUCUCCUCUCAGGAGAGAAGUUCGGAGCUUAUAAGCCAAACCCAGCCGUAUACACUGGUGCUGCACGUGAGUUGGGACUCGAGCCUCAUGAAGUUUCCAUGGUUGCAGCGCACCUCAACGAUCUAGAGGCCGCGAGAGCCUGUGGCCUGAGAACCAUCUAUGUCGAACGCCCCCAAGAGGAAGCCUGGGAUAAGGAGGAUGAAAGGUACCAAAAGGCCAAAGAAUGGGUCGAUAUCUGGAUCACGGAAGACGAUCAAGGAUUUCUGGCUUUGGCUCAGAGACUUGAGGAGUUGGCAUGAAAUAGUCGCAAAGUUUCGAGCAGCUGGUGUUGCUGUUAUUGGUCAUUUAAGUGCUGAGUAGCAUGAAUUCGGAGUUGCCUUUGGUCGAGACUCAAUCAGCGGAGCCUUGUGCUCAACCCAGAGCCACUUGGAUCGUUACAUAACAUCGUUGUUCUAUCAUUAGUAUCAUAGAAGCUUUCGUCUAAGCUAUUUGGAGUCAUAUGACCUCACGUGCAUUGAUUCCCAAUUCGGACUUCAUCCAUAAGACUUCUGUUUCCAGUAAUGCCAUGAGAUUUAUUAAAUCAGCUUAUAUGAAUGAGGUUGAUCAUUAGUUCUCUGCUUACAACCAUACGAUCCGAGUACAUCACACAAACGCCGAUCUCCAAAACCUGCUACGACAUGAGCGCAAGUGGAUAAAGGCAACACUUGAACAACCCCAUGAUCAUGGAGCUGGUGUUUUCGGCUCUAGCCAAUUCUGUAUACGUUUUCUCAGCCGCCUUCACUAUCAGGCCUAGCGGAACCCGAGCAAACGAGAGCUACGUGACCCAGUCGGCAUCUAUAUCUAGAAAGUGUUGGAGCUGAACUUUUGGGUAUUUGAAUGAGCAGUUUUUCCAGCACCUCCGAUCGAAGCGAGGUGGCAGAGAGACUCAAAGCGUACAAGUGAGCCUGUCAUUGAACUAAACACGCCCUAUUGAAACCUUGUUUUGCGGCUCUUACAGUACGAGCAUAUAGUCCAAGUCUGUAUUCAACCAUAGGUAGAGUUUGUUUCUGAAUGACUUAACCUUGCUAAUAUUUUACUACCUUCGUUCGCAUGCUAAAUCCCACCCGCCCGCGAAGAUGGGUAUGAAAUUGUUCUCCCCGCACAUUGAAUGAACCUGUAACCCAGAUAACACAGCCUGUGACUGGUUGGGCUUAACGGAUCGAACACCCGAGCAUCCGGCGGCAAAGCACAUGGCCAACAUGACAGGGCAAAUGAUAUCCGGUCUUGGGUCUGAUAUCCACCGAGGCUGUCGUUCAGAUGCCAAUGAUAUCCAAUUUUCGGUUGACGACAAGCUGCACCCAUAGAAAGUCUGGGGAAACGUUGGUUACCCCAUAGAUGACAACGGCCCGACAACAUACGAGUUUCCCUCUCAAGUUAAGGCUGUUUAACUAGCCUUGUUAUUUUUUCCAUGGCGUUUUCGGAUCAAAGAAGAGACUGGGAAAUUACCCAAAUGUGUGAUCGGGAAAAAUGUGACCAUGGGGUGUCAAUCGGUCCUACACGAUUGGGGUGUGCGAGAUCCGGGAUGGCUUCAAGGGCCGAGAGCCAUGAGCCAAGAAGUAGCCGCAGAGUCCUGCUCGAAACAUGAGAUCUGACGUGUCUGGAAAUAAGUUUCAGUGUUCUUUUCUUUUCUUUUCUGACCCUAUUGACGUUGUAAUAAGGGCCUCUGAACUGAUUGGUGAGCUACCUACUAUGGUAGCUAUCGAGACGUUCACAAUAGCUUUCGGCUGGCACGUUUAGGGUGGGGGGUAGGUUGGUCUCGAUGGAGUGUUUGGCGCACCUACAUAGUACAGUAGUAUAUAGCCAAUCCAGUCGUGUUAUUGUUCAAUUGAACGUUGACCACGUUGAGAGAAGUUCAAUAGUGGCAAAACUUUGACCCAAAUGCUGCCUUCAUUGUCUGUGCAACUAUGACGAACCUUCGCGUGAUGUGGAGCACCAUGUCAUCGUGGCAUACUCUCGCAUUCCCGUUCAGGACGAUGCAGUGAGAUUGAUACUGUAAGGCGAAUGCAGAUAUCACUUCCGAGAGGAGACGGACUCGUUCCGAGCCAACGGAACAAGCAUAAUGUCUUUAGAGGUCGCUGAG
Fusarium odoratissimum NRRL 54006 is the source of this 2766-nucleotide messenger RNA. RefSeq lists its product as uncharacterized. The transcript has 2 exons. Gene Ontology annotation, molecular function: hydrolase activity, acting on halide bonds, in C-halide compounds. The coding region runs from base 143 to 946 and encodes 267 amino acids. NCBI's taxonomy places the organism in Eukaryota, Fungi, Ascomycota, Sordariomycetes, Hypocreales, Nectriaceae. The record is from RefSeq and is a predicted model, not a curated record.